Rhinocladiella mackenziei CBS 650.93 is the source of this 1359-nucleotide messenger RNA. RefSeq lists its product as uncharacterized. Bases 1 to 1359 code for a protein of 452 amino acids. Lineage: Eukaryota; Fungi; Ascomycota; Eurotiomycetes; Chaetothyriales; Herpotrichiellaceae. The record is from RefSeq and is a predicted model, not a curated record. The transcript has a single exon. Gene Ontology annotation, biological process: secondary metabolite biosynthetic process. Gene Ontology annotation, molecular function: monooxygenase activity; FAD binding.
AUGUCCACUCUUCACAUUGUCAUAGUUGGAGCGGGUAUUGCUGGCCUGGCGGCUGCGAUUAGCAUUUCUCAAAAGGCCAAACAUGACAUCCUCAUUUGCGAAAGUAACCCAACACUGACCACCACUGGGGCGGGCAUCCACAUCACUUCCAGUGCUUCCCGUCUAUUGUGCAACUGGGGCUUGCGAGAGAAGUUCGAGGACAUUGCGACGGUUCCCGACUACAUGGACGUCAGGAGGUACGGCGAUGACCGACUCAUCGGUCUCGUGCCGUCAAACAUCAGAGGCCAUGCCGAGCGUGUUUGGGGGUUUCCGCACUGGCUGGUCCAUCGAAUUGACUACCGAAAGAUUCUAGCCGAUGCGGCUACGGCAGAAGGUGUCAAGAUACAAUUUGGGCAAAAGGUUGUGGCCAUAGAUGCGGAAGAAGGUCGUCCCACACUGGAGGACGGCAAGAUUCUGACGGCCGAUUUGAUUAUCGGUGCAGAUGGAAUCCAUUCAAGAACUCGACGUUCCCUUUCUGCAGUAAAGGAUGUCGUUCCUCACAGAGCAUCCUGCUAUUGCUAUCGAGCCCUCAUACCGCGAGAGAGAAUGCUCUCCAACCCUCUAACUGCCGCCUUGAUGACAAAUGAGAAUCAGUUGACUUGGAUGGGCCCCUUCAAGCACAUUGUCGCAUACCCUGUUGCCGCCGGAAGUCUCUACAACAUUACGAUAGUAAUUUCGGACGAUAGUGACGCUCCAAUCGGCCUCUACGAUGAGCCCGGCGAUGUUAUGCAGAUGCGAAAUGAUAUCAAGGACUGGAAUGAAGCGGUUACGACCAUGCUGGACAUGAUCGACAGCUGUGCGAAGUGGACGAUAGCUGACCUUCCCCCAUUGCCUACCUGGACGAGCCCGAAUGGACGUGUCAUCCUCCUUGGAGACGCAUGUCAUGCUAUGGCGCCGCAUGCAGCAUCCGGGGCUGCUACAGGGGUUGAGGAUGCCGAAAUUCUCGGUCAUUUCCUGGUCCAAUGCAAAGAUGUGAGGGACUUGGCCAGAGCUGCCAGGUCUUAUCAAGACCUUCGCCAAGGACGAUGUGAGCGGAUCCAAGAAGUGUCUCGUCAGAAUGCGAAUACUUUCUCCAUUCCCGACGGACCCGAACAACAAGCAAGGGAUCGCAUGCUUCAGUAUGGCAAAGAGGCAUUGGAGGAACAGCUGGCCGAGGACAUCCCGUGGACUAUUCCACAACCCGACGCCACGAAACCGUUUCCGCAUCCUGAUUUCCUCAUGUGGCUGUGCGGAUACGACGCCGCGAAAGAAGCAAAGACACAACUUAGAAUGAAUAGGAUCAAUCCGGUUGCCGGAACGGAGGUUCGUUUAGCUACAUAG